Messenger RNA from Heterocephalus glaber (naked mole-rat), 957 nucleotides. Its product is annotated as olfactory receptor 52P1. Gene Ontology annotation, biological process: G protein-coupled receptor signaling pathway. Lineage: Eukaryota; Metazoa; Chordata; Mammalia; Rodentia; Bathyergidae. Gene Ontology annotation, molecular function: G protein-coupled receptor activity; olfactory receptor activity. Gene Ontology annotation, cellular component: plasma membrane. The record is from RefSeq and is a predicted model, not a curated record.
AAGACCAUGGAGUCUCCUAAUCACACCAACAUGAAUUCUUCUGUCUUCUUUCUUCUGGGCAUUCCAGGUCUGGAACAAUUCCACGCAUGGCUCUCACUCCCUGUGUGCUGCCUGGGAACAGCCACUGUUGUGGGCAAUCUAACCAUUCUGGUUGUUGUUGCCACUGAACCUGCCCUACACAAGCCUGUGUACCUUUUCCUAUGCAUGCUCUCAACCAUCGAUUUGGCUGCCUCCUUCUCUACAGUGCCCAAGCUACUGGCCAUCCUCUGUUGUGGAGCUGGACAUAUCUCUGCCUCUGGCUGCCUGGCACAGAUGUUCUUCAUCCAUGCCUUCUGCAUGAUGGAGUCCACUGUGCUGUUGGCCAUGGCAUUUGAUCGCUAUGUGGCCAUCUGCCACCCCCUCCGAUAUGCCACUAUCCUCACUGACACCAUCAUUGCCCGAAUUGGGGUGGUAGCUAUGGUGCGAGGCUCCCUGCUCAUGCUCCCAUGUCCCUUCCUCAUUGGGCGUUUGAGCUUCUGUCAGAGCCAUGUGAUCCCUCACACAUACUGCGAGCACAUGGCAGUGGUGAAACUGGCCUGUGGGGACACUAGGCCUAACCGUGUGUAUGGGCUGACAGUGGCCCUGCUGGUCAUCGGGGUCGACUUGUUCUGCAUUGGUCUAUCCUAUGCCCUCAUUGCUCAGGCUGUCCUUCGUCUCUCAUCCCAUGAUGCUCAGUCCAAAGCCUUAGGGACCUGUGGUUCCCACGUCUGUGUCAUCCUCAUCUCUUACACUCCAGCUCUCUUCUCUUUUUUCACACACCGCUUUGGACACCAUGUCCCACUCCAUAUCCAUAUUCUUUUGGCCAAUGUCUAUCUGCUCUUCCCACCUGCUCUUAAUCCUGUGGUUUAUGGAGUUAAGACCAAGGAGAUUCGUGAAAGGGUAAUGGGGUGUUUCAAAGGAGACAAGAAACUGGGGUAA